Molecule: messenger RNA, 1839 nt
Organism: Penicillium vulpinum
Lineage: Eukaryota; Fungi; Ascomycota; Eurotiomycetes; Eurotiales; Aspergillaceae
Exons: 2
Coding region: 1-1839 (612 amino acids)
Source: RefSeq, a predicted model, not a curated record
AUGGCUCCAUUAAACGGUGAUCACGCUGAAAACAAUCCAAUCCUUGUUCAAAGUCCCGACCAUCAAGCCCCCGACAGGAAAGCACCUGACGCACAAACAUAUGCCUCUCCUCCGUCUGUCAGAGACGAGAAUACCCCGGCUGCAUGGGGGGUUGGAUGGCGGUGUCCAACCCUGAUGGUUGCAUUUGUUGUUUGUGGCGCGAUGUUUUCGAUGGGACAUCACCUCUACUACCGCAGUCUCGACAACACCCUCGUUCACUCGGUCGACCAACAAACAUGGGCAAUUCGAAUCGGAACUGGCUUUGCCUUCCUGGUCAAAUCCUUUCUGGUAUCUGCUGUCGGGAUUGCAGCGGUGCAACAGAUGUGGGCUACCCUCCAUCGGAAGUUUGUGAAACUCCGCGGGAUUGAUAGCAUGUUUGCCGUCCUUACCAGCCCAAUUGCUUUGCUCAGCCCCGAUCUCUGGGUGUGCGCGAAGACCCUCAUUCUACUCGCAGUUAUCUCCUGGCUUAUCCCAUUAACGGCUAUUGUCACACCCGCUACUUUAUCCAUCAACCUCCUGCCAACCACCAAUAUCACCCAGCUCCGUGUUCCGACAGUGAACUUCGUUCGGUCCUUCUGGCUCCCUUGGGUAACCUACGGAGGGGCAGGGUUUAUUUCAUCGCCCUCGGCAGACAUCAGCCGCCUGUUUACAGCUAUCUCCUCAUCUGCCGAAGUACUCCCCAUCUCCGCACCUUUCCCAAACUCGUCUUACACCCUAGAAUUCUGGGGCCCUUCAUACAAAUGCCAGAGAUUGAGUGAAGCUAUUGUGGAAAUGCAGGGCAUGACUUUUACUGAUUACUUGGAUAAUGAGUACAGUUCCUUGCAGAGACUGUGGGAGCACGACAUUGGAACUCCGACAAACCUGAGUCGCGUUGUGUACACAGGGACUGCUACUACUGCCCUUAACAACACACUUUUUGUGUAUGCCGCAGGGUCAAACCCGCUAUGGAACGAGAACGCCACACAACCAACCGAGCUUGUCUGCCAGCUUUGGAAUACCUCCUAUGUGGUAGAUAUGCAGUUCAUUAACGGUGUCCAUUCUCUGACGCCUGUAUCAACGGAGCUCGUAGCUCCCUCUAAUUGGAGCUCAAGUUCUGGUUCAUACUCUACAUUCCGAACUCAAGAUCCAACGGUUAACGGGGGCUACUACGUGAUGCACAUGCUAUUCUCUGGCCUUGUCCAACGAACCAUGUCCCUCAGCGCUACUGGAUCACUGUCAAACUUUUUGCCCUCCAACCUACCAUUCAAUACAAUGUCAAUAAUGCAAACCGGCCUUUUUUCAUGUCCAGAUCUGUGGAAUGGUACUAAUUACCAAAUGUUCGUUCUUUCAGGUAACCAGUCAACCACUCUGUGUCGGAAUAAAACAUUAGCCCGAGCAAUAGAAGAUCUCUCGCACAACUUCACCUACAGCCUCCUCAGUCUCAAUGCUGCGAAUACCAGCAUACCCGUGACUAUCUCGUCACCACAGAAUUUCUACACCUACGACAGCAGAAAUCUUCUUGCGGCUUAUAUGUCUGCUCUGGGCGUGACUGUUGUAUGUGUUAUCGUCGGAUUCUUUGCCUUGCGCGAGAACGGCGUUUCUCAGAGCACCUCCUUUUCCAGCGUGCUCAUGACAACACGAAAUCCUGAGUUGGAUGACUUGGCCAAAGGACAUUGUCUGGGAUCUGAUCAGUUGUCAAAGGAGAUUGGUGACGUCCAGUUACGAUUUGGGGAGAUUGAGGGAUCUGAGCAGUACAAGCGUGCGGCAUUUGGAACCAAAGAGUCCGUGACUACUCUAUCUAAGGGGAAAGAGUAUUACUAG